Messenger RNA from Cephus cinctus (wheat stem sawfly), 1407 nucleotides. RefSeq names its product polyubiquitin. Gene Ontology annotation, molecular function: protein tag activity; ubiquitin protein ligase binding. The record is from RefSeq and is a predicted model, not a curated record. Lineage: Eukaryota; Metazoa; Arthropoda; Insecta; Hymenoptera; Cephidae. Gene Ontology annotation, cellular component: nucleus; cytoplasm. Gene Ontology annotation, biological process: protein ubiquitination; modification-dependent protein catabolic process.
UAUAUUGGCACGCGUGGGUAUUCCUUUAUCCUUCUACGAUUUCUAUAAUUUCGUAGCAUUCCUUGGUGACUCUUAGUUGCUGUACAGGACAAAUCGUCUUUAAAGCUUCUCUCAAUUUUCUUUGUGAACAUUGUGGUUUCUAUUGCUGUUCAAACGCUUCUUAUCGCUUUCAUAACAGAUCAAUCAUGCAGAUCUUUGUGAAGACCCUUACAGGAAAAACAAUCACCCUCGAGGUUGAAGCUUCCGAUACAAUUGAAAAUGUCAAGGCCAAGAUCCAGGACAAAGAAGGCAUUCCACCUGACCAGCAGCGAUUGAUCUUUGCUGGCAAGCAGCUGGAAGAUGGAAGAACGCUUUCCGAUUACAAUAUUCAGAAAGAAUCAACGCUUCAUUUGGUUUUGAGACUUCGCGGAGGCAUGCAGAUUUUUGUUAAGACCUUAACAGGAAAAACCAUCACUCUCGAAGUCGAAGCUUCAGAUACUAUUGAAAAUGUUAAAGCUAAGAUCCAAGAUAAAGAAGGCAUUCCUCCAGAUCAGCAACGUUUGAUCUUUGCUGGUAAACAACUCGAAGACGGCAGGACACUCUCCGACUACAACAUCCAAAAGGAAUCUACUCUUCACUUAGUUCUUCGACUUCGUGGAGGUAUGCAGAUCUUCGUGAAAACUCUGACUGGGAAAACCAUUACAUUAGAAGUAGAAGCUUCAGAUACGAUUGAAAAUGUCAAGGCCAAAAUUCAAGACAAAGAAGGCAUUCCUCCAGAUCAGCAACGUUUGAUCUUUGCUGGUAAACAACUCGAAGACGGCAGGACACUCUCCGACUACAACAUCCAAAAGGAAUCUACUCUUCACUUAGUUCUUCGACUUCGUGGAGGCAUGCAGAUUUUCGUGAAGACUCUCACUGGGAAAACUAUCACUCUUCCUCCAGAUCAGCAACGUUUGAUCUUCGCUGGUAAACAACUUGAAGAUGGACGCACGCUAUCAGACUACAAUAUCCAAAAGGAAUCAACGCUUCAUUUAGUUUUACGACUUCGUGGUGGUAUGCAGAUCUUCGUGAAGACUCUCACUGGGAAAACUAUCACUCUGGAAGUUGAAGCUUCGGAUACGAUUGAAAAUGUCAAAGCUAAAAUUCAGGACAAAGAAGGCAUCCCCCCUGAUCAACAACGUCUAAUUUUCGCCGGCAAACAGCUGGAGGACGGAAGGACGCUUUCUGAUUAUAAUAUUCAGAAAGAAUCAACCCUUCACUUGGUACUUCGUUUGAGGGGUGGAAUCUAACUUGGGAAACGAACAUUGAGAAAACGUAGUCAAAAUUAGUAGUAACGGAUGUAGCAGUAGAUAUUUUUACUUUUGUUUCCACAUUAUUAAAAAUGUAACAUUGAUGCUUCGAAUGCAAAUAAAACAUUUAGUUUAUGAA